Molecule: messenger RNA, 1098 nt
Organism: Grosmannia clavigera kw1407
Lineage: Eukaryota; Fungi; Ascomycota; Sordariomycetes; Ophiostomatales; Ophiostomataceae
Product: vacuolar ATP synthase subunit d
Exons: 3
Coding region: 1-1098 (365 amino acids)
Biological process (GO): vacuolar acidification; proton transmembrane transport; vacuolar transport
Cellular component (GO): proton-transporting V-type ATPase, V0 domain; fungal-type vacuole membrane; vacuolar proton-transporting V-type ATPase complex
Molecular function (GO): proton-transporting ATPase activity, rotational mechanism
Source: RefSeq, a predicted model, not a curated record
AUGGAAGGCCUUUUCUUCAACGCCAACAAUGGGUACAUCGAGGGUAUCGUCCGAGGUUAUCGGAACGGGCUUCUCACCAAUGCCAACUACACCAACAUGACGCAAUGCGAGAACAUUGAUGAUCUCAAACUUCAGCUUGGUCCUGCUUAUGGCGACUUCCUCGCCUCCCUACCUCCAAACCCGUCGACGUCUAGUUUGGCGGCAAAGACGACCGACAAGCUCGUUUCCGAAUUCCGUUACGUUCGUGCGAACGCGUCCGGGUCUUUGGCACAGUUCAUGGACUAUCUUACCUACGGCUACAUGAUUGACAAUGUCGCUCUGCUUAUCACCGGCACUCUUCACGAGAGGGAUACGCGCGAACUCCUUGACCGGUGCCACCCACUCGGCUGGUUUGAGACGAUGCCUGUCCUCUGCGUUGCGACGAACAUCGAGGAGCUAUACAACAGCGUUCUCAUCGAAACGCCUCUUGCGCCCUACUUCAAGGGUAGCUUGAGCCACACGGAUCUCGACGAGCUGAACAUUGAAAUUGUCCGAAACACGCUGUACAAGAACUAUCUCGAGGACUUCUACAACUUUGUCAACACGCAUCCAGAAAUGGCCGGCACACCAACAUCCGAAGUCAUGUCAGAGAUCCUCGAGUUUGAGGCAGACCGCCGCGCCAUCAACAUUACCAUCAACUCGUUUGGCACGGACCUGUCCAAGGCCGACCGCCACAAGCUUUACCCAACAUUCGGCCUCCUGUACCCCGAGGGCACCUUGAUGCUCUCCCGCGCCGACGACGUGGAAGGCGUCCGGCUGGCCGUUGAUGGUGUCUCCGACUACAAGGGCUUCUUCGAGGCUGUCAACCUUGGUGGUGGGUCCGCUGGCCCCGGCAACAUGGGCGGUGGCGCAGCUGCGGAUGGACGGAGCUUAGAAGACAUGUUCUACCAGAAGGAGAUGGAGAUUUCCAAGAAUGCUUUCACACGGCAGUUCACGUUUGCCAUCGUCUACGCAUGGGUUAAGCUGCGCGAGCAAGAGACCCGCAACAUCACGUGGAUUGCUGAGUGCAUCGCCCAAAACCAAAAGGAACGUAUCGGCAACUACAUCAGCGUCUUCUAG